Messenger RNA from Pelobates cultripes (western spadefoot toad), 660 nucleotides. Lineage: Eukaryota; Metazoa; Chordata; Amphibia; Anura; Pelobatidae. The record is from the annotation of a GenBank genome assembly.
AUGAAGACUCUGAUCGCUCUAGGGUACUCUGAUCACUCUACAGACCCUGGUUCCACCCCUAGCCAACAACAACAUAGAGAGAAGAAUGUCCAGCAUAGAGAGAAGAAUGUCCAGCAUGGAGAGAAGAAUGUCCAACAUAGAGAGAAGAAUGUCCAGCAUAGAGAGAAGAAUGUCCAGCAUGGAGAGAAGCAUGUCCAGCAUGGAGAGAAGCAUGUCCAGCAUGGAGAGAAGCAUGUCCAGCAUAGAGAGAAAAAUGUCCAACAUAGAGAGAAGAAUGUCCAGCAUGGAGAGAAGAAUGUCCAACAUAGAGAGAAGAAUGUCCAGCAUGGAGAGAAGCAUGUCCAGCAUAGAGAGAAGAAUGUCCAACAUAGAGAGAAGAAUGUCCAGCAUGGAGAGAAGAAUGUCCAACAUAGAGAGAAGAAUGUCCAGCAUGGAGAGAAGAAUGUCCAACAUAGAGAGAAGAAUGUCCAGCAUAGAGAGAAGAAUGUCCAACAUAGAGAGAAGAAUGUCCAGCAUAGAGAGAAGAAUGUCCAACAUAGAGAGAAGAAUGUCCAGCAUGGAGAGAAGCAUGUCCAGCAUGGAGAGAAGCAUGUCCAGCAUAGAGAGAAGAAUGUCCAACAUAGAGAGAAGAAUGUCCAGCAUGGAGAGAAGAAUGUCUAA